This is a messenger RNA of Megalobrama amblycephala (Wuchang bream), 1662 nucleotides long. Its product is annotated as holocytochrome c-type synthase. Gene Ontology annotation, cellular component: mitochondrion. Lineage: Eukaryota; Metazoa; Chordata; Actinopteri; Cypriniformes; Xenocyprididae. The transcript is spliced from 7 exons. Gene Ontology annotation, biological process: cytochrome c-heme linkage. Gene Ontology annotation, molecular function: holocytochrome-c synthase activity. The record is from RefSeq and is a predicted model, not a curated record. The coding region runs from base 116 to 925 and encodes 269 amino acids.
CAUGGUCCCGCCCCGCACGCAGUGCAUGCUGGAUGUAGCGGAAGUAGCGGUGCACGUUGACAUUGCAGAGCGUCCGAUCCUCAUAUAAGAGACACAGUAAGCACUGGUGUUCAUCAUGGGUGCGUCCGUAUCCAGUCUUGCCCCCAAUAUCCAGGCAGAGUCUGCGAUGUCAUCGCCUCAUUUUGGUGGGAUGUCCCCGCCCCCUGGGUGUCCCAUGCAUCAAGAGUCCCCUAAAAGCUCUCCGCCUCCUGAGUGCCCGAUGCAUCAGGCUCAGACGCCUCCGGCCAGCCCGCCACACCAGGAGAGAGCUUAUGAGUUUGUCGAAUGUCCCAUGAGAGCUUCUGAAGGAGCUAUCGAUCCCACAAAUAUGAUGCCCCCUCCAAACCAGGUGCCCUCCCCGGACCAGCCAUUCCCUUUGUCCAUGAAAAGAGAGGAGUCUAAAAUCCCACGAGCAGGCACAGAACAGAACUGGGUCUAUCCUUCGGAACAGAUGUUCUGGAAUGCCAUGCUGCGGAAGGGGUGGCGCUGGAAGGAUGACAGUCUCGCUCCCGAAGACAUGUCCAAUAUAAUCCAGAUCCACAAUCGUAACAACGAUCAAGCCUGGCAGGAAAUCCUGAAGUGGGAAGCCCUUCAUGCCAGCGAGUGUCCAUGCGGUCCAUCUCUGAAGAGAUUCGGGGGCAAAGCCAAAGAGUUUUCACCCAGAGCCAGAAUACGUCACUGGAUGGGAUAUGAAUUGCCUUUCGACCGGCACGAUUGGAUCGUAGAUCGGUGUGGAAAGGAAGUCCGCUAUGUCAUUGAUUACUACGACGGGGACAUUGAUAAAGACACCUACCAGUUCUCCAUCCUGGACGUGCGUCCGGCCAUCGAUUCUAUGGGGGCCGUCUGGGAUCGGAUGAAGGUGGCCUGGUGGCGCUGGACAUCGUAGAAUCCAUCCCAACACAGUUUUAUCAUUUCUGCACCACUAUAAGACACUGGUGCCAAUAUACUAGAAUCUGCAUUCUACAUGCUGUGAGACUUUCUGACUUUAACAUGAAUCCUUGUAAAUUAUUGCACAUUGAGGAACUUACAUGUUCUCUUUUGGAGAGCAAAAUGAGUCAGUGUUUUUUUUUUCUCUUCUGAUGAGGUUCAUCAUCAGCAAGCAUCUCUUCUACUCUUCGAGUGAUGGUUUUGAAAUUGAAAGCUUGCUAUCUGAUCUUACUCACAGGUUAUACAUAUCCGCUGGUUUUUCUCUUUCAAAGGCUGAUUAUUGAGUGUUUUAGUUCAUGUGUAGAGCGACUGGCAGCUGUUAGCAUUUUUUAGCUUGGCGAAACGGUUUGGUGGCCUUUGCUAAUGAAUGAAAUUGAUUGAUAAAGCAUAUAAAAUUGUGGCUUUUUUAUUAAAAGCCCUUGUUCAGCUAUUCCAUAUUCAUCCCGCUGUCAGGUUCAGUUUUAAAAUGUUGUAAUUUCUCAUACCUGCUGUUUUGGGUUUAUUUAUUUUGAGCAAACUGCUUCAUUAUUGUCUGUGUGUGUGUAUGCUAAUGUGUUGUUGACUGUGUUCUCUUUGAGUGAGUGUUUCUGAAAACAAUUUCUCUAAUUAAAUACAAUUUGUAACCCACUUCUUUUGUUUUAAAUCCGGUCCUGUACCAAAUUACAAUUCAAAAAGUAAAUCAACAGUGCUCAAGUA